Molecule: messenger RNA, 1779 nt
Organism: Botrytis deweyae
Lineage: Eukaryota; Fungi; Ascomycota; Leotiomycetes; Helotiales; Sclerotiniaceae
Exons: 3
Coding region: 1-1779 (592 amino acids)
Biological process (GO): regulation of transcription by RNA polymerase II; cell differentiation
Molecular function (GO): DNA-binding transcription factor activity, RNA polymerase II-specific; RNA polymerase II cis-regulatory region sequence-specific DNA binding
Source: RefSeq, a predicted model, not a curated record
AUGUCGGACAUGUCGCAAGAAGAUGCUCUCAAGAUGCUCUCAACACCCUCUCCUACCGCGUCGAACUCGGCUGGAAGUAGCUCGGCUUCCCGCAGACCUCCGCGCAAGAGCACAUUAACACAACAACAAAAGAACCAGAAGAGACAGAGAGCUACACAAGAUCAAUUGGUCACUUUGGAAAUGGAAUUCAACAAAAAUCCAACACCUACCGCCACAGUUAGAGAGAGAAUCGCGGAGGAUAUCACCAUGACUGAACGUUCUGUUCAAAUCUGGUUCCAAAACAGACGUGCAAAGAUCAAGCUCAUGGCAAAGAAGAGUAUCGAGACUGGAGAGACUUGUGAAAUUCCAGAAACCAUGCGCCAAUACCUUGCGAUUCAGGAGAUGGAAUCAGGAAAGUCACUGGGUGGUAACUUCUUGGGCCGAGGUGGACUUAUGCCCUAUGGUAGUGGCAACAUGCUCAUGGGUGGUGAUCACGGCCCUCAAGGAAAAGUUGUGAUUCAUCAUCUUUCGUGUAGAUCACUGAGUAUUGGAUCCUGGAGACGAAUCGGUCAGAAUGCCAUGGAUCUCAUCAUCUUCUACUCGCCGGAUAAGUCAACAAUGACUUACUACAUCAACAACGAUCAAGCUGGUUACAAAAUUGAGUAUCCAUUUUCGUCAAUCAAAAAUAUCUACCUGGAAAAUGGAGAUAAUGAGUCGCGACCCGGUGGAUUAGUUGUUGAACUUAUUCGUGCGCCAAACUUUUUCAUGGACUCUUCUGGAUCGGGUGGAUUUUACCAAUGUGGUGAUUUUACAGAAGACCAGCAAGCAUCUCAAGUCAUGGUUCAUCAUUUGGGUGGUCACCCUAAGGUUCUUAGUGGUCAAUUGGCCAAGCUUGUUUCCCUUGAGUCUUUUAUCACACGCGAUAAUCCAUUCACACAUCAACAACCAUUAUCCAUCUCAGCACCUGCAUCUCCAACUGGUCUCCGUCCGUCUUCUCAGCCAAAUUUCAAUGCGCAAGCCCAUGUUGGUAUGUUCCAAGAAUCUCAAUGGGGUAUUGGUGUUCAUCCAAGUGCGCGUGGACCUGGCCACAGAAGACAGAGGAGUAGAUCCGUUCCAAUGGCCGUCGAUUUCUCCAUGUUCAACAACCCAAUGCCAUCAUUCCUCAUUCAACACCCUGGUGAAAACCAACAUCAACACCAACAUGGAAACCCCAAUAUCUUUGCUCCUAUUCCUCAACAACCAAACAACCUCGGACCUCUUGGACCUAAUCUACGCAUUGAUACCUCAUCGGGUUAUGGAAUGGAUUUCAGACAGUAUCCCAUGUCAGCAGCAACAACAACUUCCCCAUCGGAUUAUGCCAGCCCUGGCUUCUUCCCUCACCAAAAUGACAAUGGACCUAUGACAGGACCAAUGCCAACAUCAUCUUCAAUGCCAGCUUCGAACUUCACGCCAUACUCGAUGCCUUACCUGUCGCCUGAUCCUUCUUCGCUUGUUCCUCCAUCCGUUUCUCCUUUGUCUUUUAUGAGUCACGGAGACCCAGCAAUUGUUGAUCAAUCUCCACCAAUGUCAAUGAUGCACCGAAGUGCUUCUGCCGAUGUUUACAGUAUGCAUAAUGAUUCGGCGAUCUCCGAUGAUGGUACCGGACUCAAUGAGAUGUAUCAGAAGCACACCCUUAAUAUUCCUAUGCAUCCUCAUUCCCCAGCUUUUGGUGAACAAUCUGCGGCGGAUAUGGACAUGAGUAAUCUUGUUCAAUUCCCUGUUGAUCAUGAUGGUCUUUCGCCUGAGCAUAUGCCUCAGUAG